CCCACACACACAAAGUGUUCUCUCAUCACAAACAACUCGCUUCUGACUCUCCCGUUGAAACUUUAUUUUCGGACAAGAGCCUUUCAGACCUUCGGACCGGUUACCUGCAAACCAUCAGUUGUAGCCUCACUUUGCUUCUUUCUGCCUUGCUUAAAGGUACCUGGACAAAUUUGCUGCCGCAAACUGACCGGGGUUCUACUAUACAAGCUACAAGCCAUAAAGUUGCUUUACAUCAUCAGCGACAUCAUCAGGUAAGAACAGGAGUUGGGCUGAGUGGUAGCUCGUGAGUAAAUGGCGGACUGGAGUCUACUGGGAAACUUCCUGGAGGAAGUACAAGAACACUCCACCUCUAUUGGCAAGGUGUGGUUGACCAUCCUAUUCAUCUUCCGCAUUUUGGUUCUGGGGACGGCGGCUGAGUCGUCUUGGGGUGACGAGCAGGAAGACUUUAACUGCGACACGGAAACGCCCGGCUGUGAGAACGUUUGCUACGACAGAGCCUUCCCCAUUGCACAUAUACGUUACUGGGUUCUCCAAAUUGUGUUCGUGUCGACACCCAGUUUAGUCUACAUGGGCCACGCCAUGCACACGGUGCGCAGGGAGGAAAAGCGACGCAACCAGGAGGAGAACGAAGGAGGCGAGGAUGACAACGACGACCCGGGAGGGGGUCAAGAAGACGAGGAAGAAGGUGGCAAAGAUGCGGGGAAAGGCAAGAAAGCAACGUCCUCUGGCAGGGUGCGCCUGAAGGGGGCGCUGCUGCAGACAUACGUGCUGAGUAUCUUCAUCAGGAGCAUCAUGGAGGUGGUGUUCCUCUGCCUGCAGUACUUCCUGUAUGGAAUAUUCCUCCACCCUCUCUAUGAGUGCAAGACUUGGCCGUGUCCACACACGGUCAACUGUUUCGUGUCGAGGCCCACGGAGAAGAAUGUCUUCAUCGUGUUCAUGUUGGCUGUGUCGGGCGUUUCUUUGGUGCUCAGCAUGCUAGAGUUGCACCACCUAGCCUGGAAACACUGCUGCAGACUCAUUUUGGCGUCAAAGAAGGCGGUGACCGCCAUGGAGUCAUCCCAGUCCAAACAGGUCUCGCUGUCUCCACCCCCGCCACUGCCACCGCCGUCCACGCCGCCUCCCGACUUCAGCCAGUGUGUGAUCGGCUCCUCGCACUUCCUGGCGCUUCCCUUCCCCAACCACCGGCUGGCCCACCAGCAGAACUCAGUCAACAUGGCCGCCGAGCAGCACAAGAUGGCGGCCGUAGGGCGCGACCAUGAGGGCCUGCUGAAGCAGAUGAGUUGCUACUCAGCCGGCUGGCGCAAUGCCACCGACGUGGCUGCGUACUACGAUGCCGCCGGCUGCCUACAGAUCCAAAAUGCUGGCGCUGAGCGUCUGCUUCUAUGUGCCAAUGCCGAGGCUGAUGUCACGUGCCACAAGGACAAACGACGACUCAGCAAAACCAGCGGCGCAAGCAGCCGAACGCGAGCCAACGAUCUCUCCAUCUGACAACGGAAGCCUUUCAGCUUCUAUCUAACAACUCGUGACGCACAGAAGCUACACUGGAGUCGUUCAUUUGGAAGGCUUGGAGGAGCAUUCCGCUCAUUAUAAAACAAACUUGAGUGAGAAUGGUGGCAAUCAGUGACGUCAAAAGGUUUUUUUUGGUUCUUUUUAGCUUUUAAGACAAACCAAAGGGGAUGCAAGUAGGUCAGCAAGUAACACACACUAACACGAUUGUCUCACAAAAGGUCAAUGAUAAGGACGUGCAGUUGGUAAAACAGAACAGUGCGGGAAAAAUGAAAUGAGUUCAUUUUUGUAAUAUUACGACUUUUUACGACACUGAUUAUUUUGAGAUUAUAUUGAGAUUUGGAGGUGUUUUUAUGUACAAAAAAAGUAUGUGAUAUUACUUAACAAUAUUACGGAAAUGUAUUGCUGCAACACCAGAAAAAAACAAAAUAUUCAUAAUUUCAUUCAUCUUCUGUACUGUUUAUCCUCAGGAGGGUUGCACUGGUGCUGGAGCCUAUCCCAGCUAAGUAUGAGCAGGAGGCAGGGUGCAUACUGAACUGAUUGCCAGCUAAUCACAGGGCACAUCACUAUAAUAUUUUUAAGGAUUGAUGCGUAUACAUCUGUAGAAUAUACCCACCAAAUGUCACUUCGUUCAAGGCACGAAUAAAGGGGGAGUUGCAAUUUAAUUCCACAAUUCAUUAAUUUAAUUAAUCAGCCCUGAGACAAAAAAAAUAAAAAAUCCAGCUCCAAGGAUCGAUGCGUAUUCAUGCCUCGAAUAUACCUACUAGAUUUCAUUUGAUCAGUGCACAAAUAAUGGAGGAAUAGCAGUUUUAGUUACCUCGAAUUCACACUGCCUGCAGUUCAGACAAGAUUGGCUGCGUUCAUAUAGCGUUGUAUCAGUGCCACUAUUUUGUGCGAGCAAUGAUAGAUUUUGAGCACAACAAAAAUAGAUUUUGAGCACAGAAAAAAAUAUUGAGCGAGCAAUUAAAGAUUUUGAGCAAGCAACAAUAGAUUUUGAGCACAAAUUAAUGUUGAGCAUAGAAAAAAUUGUGUUUGCAUUUUAGUUUUACACGCUCAAUUCCCCCCUCCCGCUCUAUCUGUCGACCCCUGCGCUAGCUGGGUUUUUUUCUAUGCGCGCUCAGUUUGGCACACACGUUACAAAUGUGCCACGGAGCCAACCAAUCAGAGAGCUGGCGGAAGUACACCGAUUGGCGGUUUGCCCUACAAUCAGAUCACUUGUUACAUUCGCCCGGAAAUAUCAAAGUAGACGGACUUGGACGGGAGAAGGAUGACUUCUUUUAUUCUUUUAAUUUAUAUUUCAUUAUUUGUUGCCUGAUAAAACAACAGAAAAAUCAUUUAGGCUAGGUUCAUACCGCAGUCUGAAUGGGCACGCCAAAAAAAACAGAUAUGACAAAAAAUCGGAAUUGUGCAUUAAGACCUGCAGUAUGAACCUAGCCCAGUGUCUGAUAGUACAUCAGUGUUGUUUUCGUCAACGAUGACGACAACGAAAAUAUUUUGUUGCUCUCUGCUUACGUAAUUGCUGCAUGAAUUCCGAAUUGGGAGACUUGACAGUUCAGACCGCCGCCACAUUCUGAGAAAAUGUGGCCCAGAUCGUAUUUAAACCACAUAUGAAAGUGACCCAGAUCGGAUUCGAAAUGGUCCACUUCUAUUCGACUUGUCCCGUUCAGACCGUCAAGUAAAUGCCUCACUCGAGUCGGAAAAACACGAAAAAAACGGAUUUGUGCAGUAAGACCAGCGGUAUGAACCUAGCCUAAGACUAAUAAGUACAGUAUUUAAUUCAAUUCGAUUUAUUCACACAGAUUCGUAUUUACAAAGUGUACAUCGUAUCAUCGUAUUAUCAUCCAAAAGAGUAGCACAAACGCAACCGGUAGAAAUUGACCUGAGAAAUUUUCUUAGUCGUCACGCUUCGAGUCGCAAAUGCAGGCAGUGGGAAUUCAGGGUUGGUGUCCUCUUAAAGAACAAACUGAGAAUUUGAGACCUCCCCCAGGCAGUCUAAAAAUUCACUUUUCACAUGUUUAAUCAAAACAACUCUCAUGUUUUCACUUAAUGAAUUCCACGUUUUUACCCGAUUUGUUUGACGUUACCGGAUGGCAAAUUUCACACAUCAUGACUGUCCGAGAGAAUAGAUUUGUUUUGUUUUUUGCCAAAUAAACAAGUUAAAGUUCAAGGUAGAUUGUGAUUCAGCACAAGAGAUUAUUAUUAUUGACCCCCAAAUUUCUACUCAAAAAUCAAAUACUAUUAUAAUAUGGCAACUUUUCCCCAAAAAUCAUCAUUCUUGUAAUAUUAUUACUCUUUUGGAAUAAAACACCGUUGUGAUUGUAUUUUCUUUUUUGUACCAUAUUACAAUAUUACAUGCAAGUAUUGUGCUCGUUUUGGCCUCUGUUACUUUAAAAUGUGAUUACUGAAGUCAACAUAGACCAACAGAACACAAGCAAAGCGGGAGUGAGUACCUGCAAACAAUAGAAAAAAUGGGUCUUACCCUUUUUUUGGAUGACGCUGUUAUAGGACAAUAAAUUGCAUCUUUGCUAUAUGGUUGAUUGGAGAAGACAUAACAGAUGUGCCUCGAUGAGCAAACGCAUGCCUCUGCUGAGCAGCUGAUGAUGUCAAACUUGAAUGAGCUUGAACAUUUUGACAUUUCUAGAUUAUUUAGUAUUUUUUUUGUUGUUGUUGUUUCUUCAGAGAUAUUUUGACUACCAUGCAUUAUGUAUUAUUAGUAUAGUCAUCACACAAUCUUACAGCACCAGUUAUUCAUUAAAAAAUAUUUGGAAACAGUUCUUUCUCUGUUAUAUAUAUGCCAAAAUAUUACUGCUCUAUUUUGUUUGAAAAAAAAAGACAUUCCUCCAAUUUAGUUUUUUUUCUUUUUAUUCAUUUUUUAAAAAAUUGUUUUUCUUUUUAUCUGUUAUUCUAUAUUUUAAAACAAAACAGCUAGUUUUCUUCUUUUGUGGUGGAAACGACCUGUGGAAACAUUUUCAUGGGGCUUUAUCAAGAAUUUGGGGGGCGGAUUCAAAAAAAAAAAAAAAUGAUUUGGUUUUUCGCAUUGCAAUGCAGUGUUAAUUAUUCACGGUUUGGGCUUAGAACACCCCCCAGGAAAUGAUGGUAGUCCACUGUAUUCCUAUUUUCUUUCAUUCUUAUAAAAAAAAAAAAAGUUUGUAAUAGGAUUUUCUAUGGCGAACUUCUAAACAGUAAAAAUAUUGUAUUCAAUCCCCCCCCCCCUUUUUUUUUUAGACGUGUGCGCAAGACGGUCAAGUAAAUGGACUGCAGUAUAACAUAUCCAAAACACAUUUUUUAAAAAUAUUGUGUUACUGUUACCAUAAUUAUUACACAUUACAUAUUUUUUGCCGACCUUUUUAUUGUGUUCCACAAUAAAGAAAUUAUUAUUAUUAAAUUGUCAUC
Messenger RNA from Corythoichthys intestinalis (scribbled pipefish), 4899 nucleotides. Its product is annotated as gap junction alpha-5 protein-like. Bases 292 to 1488 code for a protein of 398 amino acids. Gene Ontology annotation, molecular function: gap junction channel activity involved in atrial cardiac muscle cell-AV node cell electrical coupling. The transcript is spliced from 7 exons. Gene Ontology annotation, cellular component: connexin complex. Gene Ontology annotation, biological process: heart development; cell-cell signaling; atrial cardiac muscle cell to AV node cell communication by electrical coupling. NCBI's taxonomy places the organism in Eukaryota, Metazoa, Chordata, Actinopteri, Syngnathiformes, Syngnathidae. The record is from RefSeq and is a predicted model, not a curated record.